Messenger RNA from Hirundo rustica (Barn swallow), 4369 nucleotides. It is a transcript of the gene HASPIN, whose product is annotated as histone H3 associated protein kinase. Gene Ontology annotation, molecular function: ATP binding; histone H3T3 kinase activity. Lineage: Eukaryota; Metazoa; Chordata; Aves; Passeriformes; Hirundinidae. Gene Ontology annotation, biological process: intracellular signal transduction; protein phosphorylation; mitotic cell cycle. The transcript has a single exon. The record is from RefSeq and is a predicted model, not a curated record. Gene Ontology annotation, cellular component: nucleus; cytoplasm. Bases 1 to 2772 code for a protein of 923 amino acids.
AUGCCGCUGCAGCCGCGGCUGCUCCGCACCUACUCGCGGCGCCCCGGGUACCUGCGCCCGCUGCCGCCGCCCGACACGUGGAUCUCGCCGCCGCAGGACCGCAAGCGCCUCUUCAGCUCGACCUCCGCCGCCUCCAGCGCCGCCUCCGCUUCCAGCGCCCUCUCCGCUUCCAGCGCCGCCUCCACCCCGUCGGACGACCCCGACUUCUCGCCGCCCGGCAAGCGCCUCCCGCAGGCCUUGGGUAAGCGCCCCGCCUGGGCCAGGCGGCUGCGGACCCGCAGGAAGGAGAAUCGGGCGCCGGCCGGGAAGGAAAACCGCGAACCGGCCGAGAAGGAGAACCGGAAGCCGGAGCACCGGGGGCGGGGGCAGGAGACCCGGGGCCGAGGAAAGGAGAAGCGGGAACCGGCGGGGAAGAAGAGGAAGUGGAGCCAACAGAAAGAGCCCCGCGGGCGCAGAGAGGAGCCCCGGGCGCCGUCGCCGUCCUCGGCCUCUCCGUGCCCGUCCCCGCCGCGCGGUUCGCGGCGCCGCCGGCAGGGCUCGCUGUGCGCGGCGCGGCGGCCGCUGCUGUGCAGCACCCCGCAAUGGGCCCCGCCGCCCCGCCGCGCCCCGCUGCUGCUCAGCUCCACCGCCGACAGCGGCUCGGCGCUCGGGGACAGCCCCCCGCCCCGCCGCCGCCCGCCCCUGCGCCUCAGCUCGCUCCUGCUCAGCACCACCAUCGAGGGCGGCUCGGCGCUGGGCGACUCCCGCCCGCCGCACCGGCUGCUCCGCAGCUCGCCCGAGGCGUGCUCCGGGCGGCGGCCGUCGCUGCUGGGCGCUGGAGAGGACGUGCCCGAGUGGUCCCGACCGAAAGGUUUGGCUCGGAGUUGGGAGCCCGAGUCGGGGCUGCGGGGGUCCCGCCGCGUUCUGAGGUCGGCGGUGCGGGGACCCUGCCCGGCACAAGCUCCUCCAUCCCCAGAGAAAGCCCCAAGCACUCCCCAGGAAGCGCUGCCGCCCGUUGAGGGUGAGCCACAGCCCCCUGCGCCCUGUGACAGUGGCACUUGUGAGGAGCCCUGUGAGGUUCCAGCUCAUCUCACGAGAGAUUCGGCAAAAAGCAGCUCGAGCUGUCACAGAGGUCUAGACAAGGAGUUCCGGCUUGUGCCAGUGGUGGUCCUGGAUGCUCUGGAGGUGCCAAUGAAAUUGAAGAGCAUGAAACUCAACAAGCAGGCCGAUGUUCAACCUGCCUGCCUGCAGCCAGGAUCUCCCGUGGGCCGCCAAGGAAUCCUGGAGAACAAAUACAAAAGGACCAAGGGAGUCCCUGGGGAGGGCAGCACCUGCAGGAAAGCUUGUAUCAGUGGCUUCAGUGCCAGCCGCUGGGGCAGGCACUCCAGGCUCCGGCCAAAAAGGCACAAGAACAAGAGACAGCAGCAGCCCAAUAACUCCUUCUUCAGACUCCAGACGAGGAAAAAACGAACUCGAAAGGGAGCUCUGGAGAUGUCUGUAGGUGUCAGAGACAAUAACUCUUCACUCCUCAAUGGCUCUUAUUCCUGGGCUAGAGUUCGAGCAUCUCUGUCCUUCCAUAAAAAGAAGAAAGUGACCACAGACGAGAGUUUCUGCAGCAGCAUCCUCUGCACCCCUUCAGGGAAAUCCCAGCUUUCGGGGUACCAAGCCAGCCUCUCUGCUGGUAAAGCUCAGGGCUGCUCCUGGUUUGCUUCCUCCAUGGUCCUGCUGGCUCCCAGGGAUUCCUCCUCUGUCCUGGAGCUGCUCCUUACGGAUGCAGAGAAAGUGUUUGGAGAAUGCGACCAGGAGGGGCCUAUUGCUUUCGAGGAAUGCAUUCCUUUAGACAAGAUGAAAGAUUGCAAGAAAAUUGGAGAAGGGGUGUUUGGAGAGGUGUUCCAGAUUGACAGCGAGAGAGGACCUGUGGCCUUAAAAAUAAUUCCCAUUGAAGGGACUGAAAAAAUAAAUGGUGAAGCUCAGAAGAGCUUUGGGGAGAUUCUGCCUGAGGUAAUAAUUUCCAAAGAACUCAGUCUUCUGUCUGAGGGCUCUGUGAACAGAACCCUGGGGUUCAUCAGCCUGUACUCUGUGCACUGCGUCCAAGGGGCCUAUCCCAGCUAUCUCCUGGAAGCCUGGGACAAAUUCCACAAAGAAACGGGCUCGGAAAACGACCGGCCAGACUUCUUCGGGGCCCAGCAGCUCUUCAUGGUGCUGGAGUUUGAAUUCGGAGGCCGGGACUUGGAGCGCAUGAGGAGCAGCUUCUCCUCGGUGUCGUCAGCCAGGAGCAUCCUGCACCAGGUCACCGCGUCCCUGGCGGUGGCAGAGCAGGAGCUGCACUUCGAGCACAGGGACCUGCACUGGGGGAACGUGCUGGUCAAAAGAACGGAGGAGAAGGAGCUGCGGUACGUGCUGAACGGGGAAACGCGCUCCAUCCCCACGGCUGGCAUCCACGUCAACAUCAUCGACUACACCCUGUCCCGGCUGGAGAAGGAUGGGCUCACCGUGUUCUGUGACCUCUCCACGGACCAGGAGCUCUUCCAAGGCGCCGGGGAUUACCAGUUUGACAUCUACAGGCAGAUGAAAGAGGAGAACUCCAACUGCUGGACUGACUAUCGGCCACACAGCAACGUCCUCUGGCUGCACUACCUGGCUGAUAAACUUCUGAAAGGCGUGAGCUACAGGAAGAAGGCAUCGACUCCUGCCCUGAAGAAAAUCAGGACGCAGCUCAGCAAGUUCCACAAGGAAGUGCUGACCUUUGAGUCUGCCCAUGAUGUUCUGCACCACAGCAGCCUGUUCCAGUGAGCAGGGGUGCAAGGACUGAGCCACUGGUGUUGCCUUUCUCCUCUGCUUUCUGUUCGUGUUGGCACAAUGAAGUGUUCUGAUUGGUUCCCCAUGUGUUUAAUACAUUAUCAAAAAUGUCCUAAAAAAAAUCCCCCCCGGUGUCUUCUGCUCUAAGAUACCUCCUGGUUUUGAGGGGUGUUGGAGGUGAGACAACAGAGCUGACUUUGGAGAAAGGAGGGGGAAAAAAGGACUUCUUCAGGCUCCAUUAAUGCUCUGAAUUUCACAUAAAUAUUCUUACCAUUUUAGCCUUAGAUUAUUAAAAGUUCUUUUCUUACUGUAUUGUCUUUUUUACAGAUUAUUUUUUUUAAAGGUAAAAGCUCUUCGGUUCUGGACAGUGAGGACAAGGGUUAAAUAUUGUUGGCUCACUGGAGACAGAGGGGAAAACCCAUCCUUUGCUUUAAUUUUGGCAAAAUUUAUACCUGGAAUGAAGGUACAAAAUGUAAAUAUGUGAAUUUUGUGUAAAGGGUUUUAAACCCACUAAUCUGCACUAAUCUGGUUUGUUUUGUUUUGUUUUUUUUUUUUCCUGUCUUAAGGAAGAGGUACCUGAUUGUGAAAAAAAUAAGACAAUGUACCUGUGUUCCUGAUUUUUGAUGGUUAUAAUGUUGUGGCCUCGUUCACUGAUAGGAACUCAAUUCUGUAACCUGGUGGUAGCACUGAAGCGAUUUCUUCAUUUAUCUGUAGAAGAAAAUGCCCAAGGUAAUAAAUGUUCUUUAGCCCUGACUGCGGAUGGACCAGGUGCCCUAAACUGGAAGCUCUCCUUACAUCAAAUCCCAAUUCCCUGUUUUCAAGGAGUCCUUUGCUAACAUUCCUGUUUAUUAAAAAACUUGGGCUAAAGAGAACAAUAAAUCACACUAAAGUGAAAAGUGAAUUAAACUGUGACCCCAUGACACAGGUGCAUUAAGAAAUUAAGAGGCAGCAUCAUCAAAUUCACUAUAACUGGGAUGCUCGUUGCAGUCUAAGAAAGAAAUGCUGUAAAUGUGCAUCUCAAAGAUUCAUCUUGGACCCUCUCUUGAAGUCUCCUUUUUACAAAGCCAGCAAGGAGACCCUGGGAUGGUUUUAUUGUUCUGCCUUCCAGACACUGCACAAAGUGACCUGACAAGCUGCAGUGCUUCAAAUCAUCAAGAUGGAAACUGUGCUGGAAUGUUCCCAGGCAUCCUCUCAACCCCUUUUCCCCCCCUCUAAUUAAAUAAAGUACUGCACUGUAAUUGAAUGGUCUUAAAACCCACUCUGGUAAGGCCUGCAGUGAAUGCUUAUGUGACAUCAAGGAGUGUUCCUCAGUCACAAUGGUGCUAAUUUCAUUUAUGCUUUAAAAAAAAAAAAAAAAAUAUGGAUGAAACCACAUUAAUUUUUGCCUGCCUUGGUGCUUUGUUUCUUGGGGAUUUGAGAAUUGAUUUUGGCUGUACAGGAGGGAUGGGGCAGUGGCAGGAAUUAAUGCCAGGGGAGGUGACAGCCCCCAGAGGAACCUGGUGCAGUAAUGGUGGAGAUUCUGAAAGCUGAAACCUCGGAAGGUUUCCCUGCAAACCAAUUGGCUGGUUUGUGAGAAGGUAGUAAUUUUCAU